AUGGCUGGCAGAGGAGGAAGAACAGCGCUUUCUUCUUUCCCGUCCUCCUCGUCAUCUGCGGGAUCGACGAGUGAAGGUGAUGAUGAAAUGAAUUUGUUUUUGCAGAGUAAAAACGUCCAGUUACCGACCAGCUGUCCUGGCUGCGGCACCGCCUUGCAACGCGCGGAUAAAAAUUUACCGGGUUUCUACGUCGUACCGAGCAAGUUAUUGGAAGAGGAAACAGAAGGCGAAGACGUGGACGAGGAAGAGUACAUGAGACUGAUGAUGAAAGAGGGGAAGAAGGAGAAGAAGAAGAAGAAAACGCCGGAGGAUUGGAGUCAACUGUCGCCGGACGAACUGGCGAGGCGGAUCAUGGCGGAGAAUAGUAGCGUUCACGAAGGAGGAGGAGAAGAAGAAUCGGAGGACGAUUUUGAUUUCGAGGACGUUACUUUUGUGAAGGACGAUGAAAUUGAAGACGAAGACGAAGACGGUAAAGAAGCCAUCGACGCGUUUGAAUCGUUAUUCUUUGAGAAGGACGAUGGAAAAGAAAUCGACGAAGAUUACGAGUUGGAAAUGGCCGCGCUGAAAAAGAUGAAUCGAUUGAAACGGAAACCGCCGGCGAUUGUCUGCGCGAGGUGCUUUAGCUUGAGGAACACUGGACGGCCGAAAAAUGUAAACGCGGAGAUUUUACUCCCGUCGUUCGAUUUCAAACGAUCGGUUGGGACGCAAAUGGAACGGUAUCCGAAUAAUUCGAAAAAAGGCGUCGUUUUAGUCGUCGUCGAUUUAGUGGAUUUUGAUGGGAGCUUCCCCGUCGACGCGGUGGAUGCGUUAGAACCGCACGCGGAAAGAGGUGCAAUUGAAAUUGUAUUAGUCGCGAAUAAAGUGGAUUUGAUGCCCGCGCAAGCGACGAGAGCGAGAUUGACGCAGUUUGUGAGACGUCGCGCGAAAGCGUUUGGGAUGCAAAGCGCGAGCGAGGUUUUGUUAGCCUCCGCGACGGCUGGAAUGGGCAUAAGAGUUUUGAGCGAUGAGUUGGAAGACAUCUUACGCAAUCGAGGUGGGCACAAAAAGAAAGACGUGUACGUCGUCGGCGCGCAAAACGCAGGCAAAUCGAGUUUGAUUAACCGUUUGUCGAGCAGAUACGACGGACCGACGGACAAAACCGGCGGGCCGUUGGCGUCGCACGUACCCGGGACUACCAUUGGCGUCUUAAAACUCGAAGGCAUUUUACCCAACGAAACUGAUGUUUACGAUACUCCGGGUUUGCUUCAGCCGCACCAACUCUCCGCGCGAAUGACCGCGGACGAAGCGAAAAUAAUCUUACCCAAAAAACGCAUGAUUCCGAGAACGUAUAGAAUUCAGAUCGGAGGUACCAUUCACAUCGGCGGCGUCUCCAGAAUCGAUUUACUCGACGCGCCACAAAGAACUAUUUAUGUAACCGUCUGGUGUUCCAACGACGUGCCUUUGCAUUACACCACGAACGGCGCGAAAAAUGGAGACGAGAUUUACGCGAAACACGCCGGGACGAAACUGACCCCUCCGUUGGGUGGCGAGGAAGGCGCUUUACGCCUCGGUCGGUGGGGAAGCAGAAAAGUUUCCGUCUACGGCGAUUCGUGGUCAGAAUCUACGCGGGACAUUUCCAUCGCUGGCGUUGGAUGGGUAGCCAUCGCGUGCGUCGGAAACGCCGAUUUCAAAGUGUGGACGCACGAAGGCGUGCAAUUAGAAACGCGAGAGGCGCUCGUGCCGGACAUUUCAAAAUCGAUGAUGAAGCCGGGAUUUAGUUUCGAGAACGUGGGCGGGACGAGUAGUAAUCGAAGACCAGACAAAAGAGCGGGGAGAGAGAGAGGAGGUAGCGGUGGUGGUGGUGGUAGUAGCGGCGGCAGAGGAGGAGGAGGAGGAAGAGGGGGACGAGGUAGUGGCGGUAAGAGAAGCGGCGGGGGCGGCAAUAGAUGGACUUAA
This is a messenger RNA of Bathycoccus prasinos, 1935 nucleotides long. RefSeq lists its product with no specific name. The transcript has a single exon. The record is from RefSeq and is a predicted model, not a curated record. The coding region runs from base 1 to 1935 and encodes 644 amino acids. Gene Ontology annotation, molecular function: GTP binding. Gene Ontology annotation, cellular component: mitochondrion. Lineage: Eukaryota; Viridiplantae; Chlorophyta; Mamiellophyceae; Mamiellales; Bathycoccaceae.